This is a messenger RNA of Cottoperca gobio, 2203 nucleotides long. RefSeq names its product opiate receptor-like 1 (gene oprl1). Bases 325 to 1437 code for a protein of 370 amino acids. The record is from RefSeq and is a predicted model, not a curated record. The transcript is spliced from 6 exons. Lineage: Eukaryota; Metazoa; Chordata; Actinopteri; Perciformes; Bovichtidae. Gene Ontology annotation, biological process: neuropeptide signaling pathway; sensory perception of pain. Gene Ontology annotation, molecular function: neuropeptide binding; nociceptin receptor activity. Gene Ontology annotation, cellular component: neuron projection; plasma membrane.
AUCUCUGUCUGCCUGCCAGCUGAUGCUGACUGGAGGUAAAGGUUUUUCUCUCCCCUUCUCAUCCUGGGGAAAAAACCUGGACGCACUGACGGAGAUUUUGGACACCGGCUACGACUUGGUGAUGACAGCGGGAGGGAAACUGCGAAUUUUAAGAAAACAAACCAACAACCGAGAGAGAGAGAGAAAGCGCACAGAGAGCAAGACAUUACACAGUAACGCAGGAGGAAACACAACAACUUCCAGCGGUUGUGUCCCCGGGGCGGUCUGCAGGGAGCUGGAGAGCUGUUGCUACCAGAAAGGUGAGUGUACAACUCUCGGUCCGAGAUGGAGUUCCCGGACGACUACCUGCUGGCCAAGCUGGGUCACCAGCUCUACAACGACUCGUUCUUUCAGAACAACUUCAGCGGCACCUUCAACGACACCGAAGCCUUACUGCCAACGGGGGUCAAGGUCACCAUCGUGGUCGUCUACAUGAUCGUGUGUGUCAUCGGCCUGGUGGGAAACUUCCUGGUCAUGUAUGUCAUCAUAAGAUACACGAAGAUGAAAACAGCCACCAACAUCUACAUCUUUAACCUGGCUCUGGCUGACUCUUUGUUUCUCUUUACUUUACCUUUCCAGGGCACCGACGUGUUCCUGGGCUCCUGGCCGUUUGGGAACGCUCUGUGCAAAGCAGUGGUGUCCAUCGACUACUACAACAUGUUCACCAGCACCUUCACCCUGACAGUGAUGAGUAUGGACAGGUAUGUGGCCGUCUGCCACCCUGUCAAAGCACUCGACAUGAGGACUCCUCACAAGGCCAAGGUGGUUAAUAUCUGUGUGUGGGUGUUGGCUUCAGCCUUUGGUGUCCCAGCCAUGGUCCUGGGAAAUGUUGAGGAGGAGCAAGAGCAUAACAACAUUGAGUGCGUUGUGGUUUUGCCUGAGCCAAGGAGUCACUGGGAUUCUGUCUUCGGAACCUGCGUUUUCUUCUUCUCCUUCCUCAUCCCUGUGGCUAUCAUCAGCAUCUGCUACAGCCUGAUGGUCAAGCGCCUUCGCAACGUACGCAUCCUGUCCGGCUCCAAGGAAAAGGACCGCAACCUGCGGCGCAUCACCAGGAUGGUCCUGGUGGUGGUGGCCGUAUUCGUCAUCUGUUGGACCCCCAUCCAGAUCAUGGUCCUGGCUCAGUCACUGGGCUUCAACCUGAGCAGCUUGUUCACGUUGGUCCUGAUGCACUUCUGCAUCGCACUGGGCUACGUCAACAGCAGCUUGAAUCCUGUACUCUACGCCUUCCUGGAUGAGAACUUCAAGCGCUGCUUCCGCGAGUUCUGCAACCCGUCACCGUUCCGCCUCGACACCCAGCAGUCGGGCAGGAUGAGGAGCAUUGCUAGGGAGGUGGCGGCGGCCUACAGCUGCAAGGCUGAUGGUUGUGGGCCUGGAGGAGGAACACCUAAUCCAGCAUGACUAGGCGUGGAGCUCCCUUUGGUGGGGGUAGACCCCCAACAGAGAAGAGAGAACCACGGGACAGGGAACUCCAACACAGAGUUGACUCAGAUUACAGCUCUCUAGCGGCACGAGCCCCCCCGCCCCCCAACUAGAAGACUGGCCUGGGGUGGGGGGGAGGGAGAUGAGGAGGAUGGGGUCGAAAGGAAAAGAAUUUAGGAGUAGGGAUGUGGAUGACAAAGGUAGGGUGGGAGGGAAAAGGGAUACAUUACAAGCUUGGGUGGGAUAGGUGGUGGACAUCAGGGUUGGCGAUGGUGCCGGAUAUGGGGGGAGCUCAAAAUAUUAUGGAUCCUGGAACUUGGAAUGAUUACGGCCUCCACUGAAGGGGUAAGACAUUUUGCAAUGUAAGACUUACAUCAAUAAUCCAACUGUCUUUAGGUGGAUUUAAACACAAAAGAGGAAUUAUUUGACAUGUAUUGCAAAUCCAAAAACAACAGCCUCACAAACAGAAACUGCAUCUGCAAACUGAGGUUGGUACCCAGUUGCUGCAUCUCUAGAAAGAUGUCUGACUUUACUUGGGUAUGAGAAGGCAGGGGUUGGGGCUAGACAUUUGGAGAGAGCAUAUACACAGCACAGGACUAAUAGAAGGAGUGCAGAUUCCAAAAUCUCUGAAACCACCGCAACGCAACACUGCGUUGGUGCUUAUAGAAAUAAUAUAACAUUGGACGCACGGUAAGGAUCGCGGACUGAAGACUUGCCAAGAAAGAGUAAAGCUUUCUUGAAAUGU